AUGGCCGCCGAACCGAUGGACGUCAAGCCGAUUAUGGCUACGUUUGCCGCCGCCGACAUCAAGCCGAACCACACCAUCUACAUCAACAACCUCAACGAGAAAGUCAAGAAAGACGAACUGAAAAGGGCGCUCCAUGCCAUCUUCACACAAUUCGGGGAGAUCGUUUCGAUCAUGUCGUUCAAGACGCUUCGCAUGCGAGGACAGGCCCACAUCAUCUUCAAGGAGGUUUCAUCUGCUGCUAAUGCACUCCGUUCCAUGCAAGGAUUUCCUUUCUACGAGAAGCCAAUGCGUAUCCAAUUCGCGCGCGAGGACAGCGACAUCAUUGCUCGCGAAAAGGGCACAUACGUCGAGAAGCCGAAGAAGUACCAGAACCAGCGCAUCAAGAAGGUCAAGAAGGUGAUCACGAAGAAGGGCGAAUCGGAUUCUGCGGCUCCCCCGAACAAAAUCCUGUUCUGCACAAAUCUGCCAGACGAGACGACGGCCGAUGUGCUCGAACUUCUAUUCAAACCGUUCCCCGGACUGCGUGACAUCCGCAUGGUGCCGAACAGGACGGGAAUCGCUUUCGUGGAGUUCGAGUCUGAAGCUGAAGCCUCCGGCGCCCGCGCAGCCCUCGACAACUUCAAGGUCACACCCACCCAACAAAUGCGUGUCAACUACGCCAAGAAA
Molecule: messenger RNA, 666 nt
Organism: Mesorhabditis spiculigera
Lineage: Eukaryota; Metazoa; Nematoda; Chromadorea; Rhabditida; Rhabditidae
Source: the annotation of a GenBank genome assembly